AAAUCCUUAGUUGAUAUAAAAAAAGUAAUUAAACCCCGAAUUAUAAAAGUACAUUACUAUAACUUACCAGAUCACGUGAAACAAACGGCGUUUGCUGACUGCCCUGAUGCAUGCACUAUGACUUGGGGUGUUGAUGUCGAUAUGUCUACAAGUGACGCUGUGAUAUUCCAAGGUCCGAGUCUCGGGUAUACCUAUCCAAGGCCACCAAAGAAAACACGUGGACAGGUAUGGAUACUACACGGAAGUGAGUCUCCUGUAUAUUGGCGUGGAUCUUUGUCAAAAUGGCGCGGUCUUUUCAACUUGACCAUGGCAUAUCGACGAGAUGCCGAUAUUCGACAUUCUUAUGGUGAUUUUAGGAAACGCCCAAAUGUUCUUUCAAAUAUUACGAAUGACUCACCUAAACCAAGUUCAAAUAAUCCCGUCAGCUGGUUUGUAACUCAUUGUACUACGUCAUCAAAACGAGAGGUUUUCAUCAAACAGCUUUCCAAAUACAUCAAGAUUGAUAUAUACGGUGCCUGCGGUCAGUUAAAAUGUCCUUUGAGUAAAGAUAAGGAAUGUUUGAACAAAUACAAGUUUUAUUUAGCUUUUGAAAACUCUAUUUGUACUGAUUACAUAACCGAGAAAGUUUUUAAAGUUUACCAGACCACUUUUAAUACAAUACCGGUUGUACGAGGGUUCAAAGGUCAAGCUUCCAUGUUUUUGCCUCCCGGAAGUUAUAUAAGCACAGACGAUUUUUCAUCACCAAGGGAACUCGGUAAGUUUAUAGAAAAAACAUCAAAGAAUAUUACAGCGUUUCAACGUUAUUUUCAAUGGAAACAUUUCUACGAAUCUUUUAGCUAUGAAACUAAUCCGUUUUGUGAAUUAUGCCGGAAGUUACAUCGGCCCGAAUCUUACAGACGCUUAUAUUACGAUAUCGAAGCUUGGCUUAAAGGAGAAAAUGAAGCAGUUUGUGGGCGGAUUGAUGAUGUUUAGUUUGUGAACUUGAUUAACCUAUUUGAUAGCGCCGUCUGAUCGGCAGAAAGGUGACUUUUCCCCCCAACACAGUAAUUUCCUGAGAACCAACAUGAUGGUACAUCGAUAAUUAGUCAUAAAAAAUAUUUAGUGUUAAAAUCUUCUUUUUUUUAAUCAUUAUCAAACACAUAUUAUGCGACACUUUUUUAAUGUUGACGCAUGGUUAAAAGUUUAUCAAUAGAAUUCGAAUAAGUAAUUGUGAGUGCUACUUGUAAUUGGCCAUGUUUUCCUUUCUAUACGGCAGUUAAGAAAAAGAAAUUUGUCAAAUUUGUGAGACAAUUGUCAGUAGGCAUAUUUGCGUUAUCAUCCACCUUUAUGCUAGCACAAUACUCUGUAUGCCCUAUUUAUCCAUACUAGCACAUUACAGCUUAAUCUCUGUUAGACAUAGCAUAAUACACUCCUAUACUCGAAUUCACUUAAAUCAUCUCUAGAUGUUAUACCAAAAUGAAUCUUGACUUUAGUACGAGUGAAAAUAAAUGCUUCCUUAGAAAAUAAUUCACUGUGUCAGAAGCUACACCUCUUCAUAUAAGUUAGGUAUUAAAAUCUUGUGUUUUUUGUAAAACCUUUUUAGAUUGCAGGUGAUAGCAACUGCUGGUGAAUGUUUAAAUUCCCCAGGCUUGCCGUAACGGUGUGUUCUCCAUUUGCCCACUUUUUUUAGAACAAAGAAAAGUGUAUACAUAGGAGAACAAUGGAAAACCAAUUAUAGUCAGUUCUAUAAUAAUUUUACCUGUGUUUACCUGUAUUAUUUACCUGUGCUAAAAAGUGGGCAAAAAGAGAGGUAUAUUUAUGUACCUGAGAAGUGGGGAAAAUAACACUAAGUUAUAGUUUUUUUUUUUUUUUUAUCAUUUAUUCGUGAAUUUCAUCAUACACACAUCAUAUUUACAUACAUUUAAGGAUUGAAUAAUGUUAUGUUGAGGUGUAUGGGGGUAUAAACCUCAAUAGGUCUU
This is a messenger RNA of Pecten maximus, 1958 nucleotides long. RefSeq names its product alpha-(1,3)-fucosyltransferase C-like. The transcript has a single exon. Gene Ontology annotation, cellular component: membrane. Gene Ontology annotation, molecular function: alpha-(1->3)-fucosyltransferase activity. Lineage: Eukaryota; Metazoa; Mollusca; Bivalvia; Pectinida; Pectinidae. The record is from RefSeq and is a predicted model, not a curated record. The coding region runs from base 118 to 972 and encodes 284 amino acids.